AAACCCAAACAAACGCGGCCAGGCCAACGAGCGAGUUCGACCGGCUCCACCGCUCCCUCCCUCCCCUCCCUCUGGCCGCAGGCGCGCCCCGUCGCCAUGACCGCGAGCGAAUCCGCCACCACCACCAUCUGACAAAGGUUGGCUACAGAAAUAGGAGGAGAAUAGAAUAUCCGCCCCAUAUAAUCGUCCCCACGUCGCCGUGCUCGUUCUGCGCGUCCACCAGCCCCCCAACCCGAGCCAGCGCGACGAAGCCGGGGGGCGAUCGCUCCAGCGCCGCCGGCGAUCUCACCCCCCGGGAGCCGCCGGCGGUACCCCCACCCUUCCGCCGCCUCGCCGAUCCCCUCAGGUCUAAGUAGUUUGUUUGGUUCUGUGAGUUAUCCAAGGUUGCACUGCAAAGAUGAGUACCGCUAAUCGUUAUCAACACAUCAAGUCAACCAAGCCUGUUGUAGGCAAAGCAAAAAAAUUGAAGGAUCUCAUGAUAAAAAGUGACAAUAGGAUAUGUGCUGAUUGUGGCGCACCUGAUCCCAAAUGGGCGUCUGCUACUAUUGGAGUAUUUCUUUGCUUAAAGUGUGGAGAUGUUCAUAGGGCACUUGGACCUGACAUUUCAAAGGUUUUAUCUGUAACUUUGGAUGAUUGGUCCGAUAGUGAUAUUGACUCUAUGCUUGAGGUUGGUGGAAACUCAUAUGCAAAUUCAAUUUAUGAGGCUUUUCUUCCAAAAAAUCACCCAAAACCUAAACCAGAUUCGACGAUGGAGUAUAGAACAAAAUUUAUAAGAGCUAAGUAUGAGACUCAAGAUUUUUUGAAGCCAAGUUUGCGCAUUUCUUCAAGAUCAUCUUUUAAAUCUACCACUUCUACAAAGAGUGUGGAUAGCAGUUUCUCUAGCACUUCAAGAAAGGAUGUCUUUGAAGAUACGAGAGAAUUUGUUGGUGAGCUGAACAUUACCGUGGUGAAAGGUACUAACUUGGCCGUCCGAGAUAUGCUAACAAGUGAUCCAUAUGUUAUUUUAUCACUUGGAGCGCAGAGAGAUCAAACGACGGUUAAACCGAGUGAUCUGAAUCCAGUAUGGAAUGAGGUGCUUAAGAUAUCUGUACCUCGAAAUCAUGGACCUCUAAAACUCGAAGUGUAUGACCAUGAUACGUUCUCUGCCGAUGAUAUCAUGGGUGAAGCAGAGAUAGAUCUCCAGCCAAUGAUCACAGCUGUCAUGGCCUUUGGAGAUACUUCACGCCUUGGCGACAUGCAGAUUGGAAGGUGGUUCAUGACCAAAGACAACGCCCUGGUUAAAGAUAGCACUGUCAAUGUUGUGGGGGGCAAGGUAAAACAGGAGGUGCACCUAAAGCUGCAGAACGUAGAAUCAGGUGAGUUGGAGUUAGAACUGGAAUGGGUCCCGAUCUAGACUACCAAUGAUACCUUACCUGAUCGUUGUCUAAAAGCCUACCCUCAAGAUGCAUCGAUAUUCUUCACUUGAGCUGAAUGCCUUGAAAGCUAUCCACUUGCUGGUUUUGGACCUUUAUGCUGGAUGGCUUGGAUCUGUAAAAAUGUCAUUGUAGAAUAUCCUGGUGUAACUGUUGGAUAUACUCGCGGCCUUUCAUUUUUUUUUCUUUGGUCACUCGUUAUGCCUUGUAAGUACUCUCGAUUGUGGUUGUAUUGUCCCAUUGAAAGGACUUGUGUGUUAUAAGAGAUGACAAUUACUGGUAGUGAA
Molecule: messenger RNA, 1699 nt
Organism: Panicum hallii
Lineage: Eukaryota; Viridiplantae; Streptophyta; Magnoliopsida; Poales; Poaceae
Product: ADP-ribosylation factor GTPase-activating protein AGD12-like
Exons: 9
Coding region: 398-1393 (331 amino acids)
Molecular function (GO): GTPase activator activity; phospholipid binding
Source: RefSeq, a predicted model, not a curated record